GGGAUCCGGACCCGCUACCCACUCCCGGGACCGUUCCGGAGGCAGAGCCGGGUGCACGCCGGCCGCCCAGUUUUCUCCUCCUGCGCCCGAGGCGGCGGGCCGAGGGCGUACGGGCCCGGAGUCGGGAUGCCGGAAGGACCGUCUGUGAGGAAGUUCCACCACUUGGUCUCCCCCUUUGUGGGGCAGCAGGUGGUCAAGACAGGGGGCAGCAGUAAGAAGCUAAACCCUGCCAGCUUUCAGUCCCUGUGGCUCCAAGACAACCAGGUCCAUGGAAAGAAAUUAUUCCUUAGAUUUGAUCCAGAUGAAGAACUUGGGUCCCUUGGCAACAAGUCAGUGCCAGAGCCUCUGCAGGAAGGAGAGAAGAAGGAAGAGGCUGAGGACCAAAAGCAGGCCUUGGGGCCCAGCAGCCAGGAAGUCUCUAACCGGUCCUCUGUGUCCCUGGAACGUGUCGCUCCCAGUGGAGACUACGGGUUGGAGUGCUUGCGGGGAGGCCCUCCUACAGAAGGUGCUGGGAGGUGGCUGCAGGUCAGCUUUGGUUUAUUUGGCAGCAUUUGGGUGAACGAGUUCUCCAGAGCGAAGAAAGCGAACAAGAGGGGUGACUGGAGGGACCCCAUUCCAAGGUUGGUCCUAUACUUUGGCGGUGGCGGCUUCCUGGCAUUUUAUAAUUGUCAAAUGGCUUGGAGCCCUUCCCCAGUGGUCAGACCCACCUCUGACAUCUUGUCUGAAAAGUUCCAUCGAGGACAAGCCUUGGAAGCUCUGAGCCGGGAGCAGCCUGUCUGCUAUACACUGCUGGAUCAAAGAUACUUCUCGGGUUUAGGGAACAUCAUUAAGAACGAAGCCUUGUACAGAGCUGGGAUCCAUCCCCUUUCUCUGGGUUCCCUCCUCAGCCCUCCGCGUCUGGAGGCCCUGGUGGAUCAUGUGGUGGAGUUCAGUGCAGACUGGCUUCGGGGCAAGUUCCAGGGCAGACAGCAGCACACGCUGGUCUACCAGAAGGAACAGUGCCCUGCUGGGCACCAGGUUAUGAAAGAAGCCUUUGGGCCUCCCGGUGGCUUCCAGAGGCUCACCUGGUGGUGCCCGCAGUGCCAGCCCAGGCUGCCACCUGAUGAGCAAGAGCAGGGCCAGCUCUCCUCCGGCUCUCAGGCCCCUUCUUCCCAGCAGUUUGCCCUGCAGGGGCUGUGAUUCCCUUGUGCCAUGAAAGGGGGCGUAUUGGGGACUGGGCACAGGAAGUGGAGGGCAGGGUGGGGAGGGGGAUUUCAGUACCCCUGCUGUCCAUCCCUCUGGUGUUCUGUCUAAGGCGCAUCCUACAGGGUUAGAUUUUUUCUCUUCUCUAGUUUUGGUUCAUUCUUCCUAUCGAAUUCUUCAUUGUGAAAGAUGAGAACGCUCAUGACAGUGGUAAAGGGAGAAACCUCCCAGAGGGACAGUGAAAAUGAUAGUGUACAGAGAACAGCUGUGCCUCCACAUUGCUUUGCAAGCCUUGGGUUUUGUUUUUGAAACCUUGGUAGGUUUUCAGGCCCUCCACUGGAGAAAUCGGAAACUGGAAUUGUAUUUCUUUGUUCCCCUGGAGGGACCCAGGGAUGAGGAUGGAGGGACACAGGGAUGAGGGUACUGGUCCACCUGGAUCCUUUCCUUUGGGAGGGAGACCCUGAUAGAAGGGGGAGGGGGAGGAAGAGAGGGACCAGGGAAUUGGCCACCUUCCUGCCGUGCCUGGAAUUUAGAGAAAAGCUACUUAUUUCCUCCUCAAGGUGAUAUAUUUGUGACUGUUGAUACGUUGAACAGCACAGGAAUGAAGGAUUAUAGAGACACAUUGUCAGGUUGUUAGCAACAUCUCAAAGGAACUAGGACAGUGACGUGAAAAUAAAGCUCUUUGGCGUUUUC
Molecule: messenger RNA, 1875 nt
Organism: Suricata suricatta (meerkat)
Lineage: Eukaryota; Metazoa; Chordata; Mammalia; Carnivora; Herpestidae
Gene: NEIL2
Product: nei like DNA glycosylase 2
Biological process (GO): base-excision repair
Cellular component (GO): nucleus
Molecular function (GO): zinc ion binding; DNA-(apurinic or apyrimidinic site) endonuclease activity; DNA N-glycosylase activity
Source: RefSeq, a predicted model, not a curated record